GCUUAGUCCUCCUUUAUAAACCAUAGUUCCCUCCACAAACGCCGAUGCUAUCACCGUCGCUUUCUCCUUCAAAUUCCAUCGCAAAACAAACACCUAAUUUCACAAGUGAUUUUCGGAGCUUGCAGUGUUCUCUCUCAGGUGUUUGUUUUGCGAUGGAAUUUGAAGGAGAAAGCGAUAGCAUCGAAGGCACUAAGGGACCUCAGUGCUCGAAGAGUGAAGAAGCUCCUAAAGCGAACACACAGCAAGAUGGAGAUUCUUCAAGUCCAUUGGAGGAACAGCAUCUAAAGAACCAGUGGACACAGUUGUACACAACAGCCCUCCUGAGCACGCCGUUCGUCAAAUCCAUAGUUCUGAUGAUUGUUCAGACAGUUACUGGGUAAUUAAUGUACUGGAGCAGAUGUGUCAGUCACUAGGUGAUGAUGAAGGUGGUGUACAAGUGUGCAUCCGAGAAGCCAUUGAACAUUUUCGAAACACUGACCAUAAUCUGCCUAAGGAAUCUGAUGUUACAUCUGAUGGAUCAUCAAGUGAGUUGAAGCAUUGUGCAGUGACUGCAACCUGCCAGCAUACCUUCGGGAGUAUCUUAGUCUCUGAAGAGUUUGCCUCAUUGUGCAAAAACUGCUGUUGCAAAACUUUCCAGGAAUCAAGGCUGACAGCAUUUUUGAUCUUCAGCUCGUAAAUUCAGGGAUGGAGAGUGGAGAAUAUGAACAUUCACCAUGGCUUUUCUCUGAUGAUAUGCAAAAGGUAUGGAGUAAGCUUCUAGGAUUUGGUACGGAAUUGGUUCCCCUAUCAAAAAGCCUUUCAGACAUGUCAGCGACUUGCAAGGAAGAGUCCCAGGUCCAAGGUUCAAUCUACAACACGUUUGAAGGUGGAUACAAUGAGAUCUUCCUUCAAGAGAUCCUAACUGUACUGUCCCAAUGGCCUGAUGAACCUCGCCGGUUGGUCUUAAUGCUUGUCAACUUUCUCAAUUUAGUCCUAGAGGAUGCAGAAAUUGAUUUAGAUGACGAAGACGCAAAAAUAACUGCCUUCGAAUGUCUCACAAAAAUUGACGAAUUCCUCUCAUCUUCUUCACUGGACGAGGGGACCAUUGAAGCACUCUUAUUUGAGUUGCCCAAGAAAGUUGCCUUGUUUGGAGGUGUGUCAGAUAAAUGUGUAGAAGUUGCCAAGAGCAUCCUUGAUCAAUUUGCAUCAAGGUUUGGUGCUGAAAGGCUUGCAGUUUGUGGAAAGGAACCAGUGGACAGAGUUAGACACAACAGUUGUCAUGAGCAAGUCAAUCUUCAGAUCAGUAAUUCUGGUGAUUGCUCAGAGAGGGACUUGAUGAUUCCCAUACUGAAGCAGAUGUAUCAGUCAAUAGGCAAUGAUGAAGGUGGUGUACAAGUGUGCAUCAGAGAAGCUAUUCAACAUUUUCAAGAGAUUGACCAUAGACUGCCUAAGGAGUCCAGCGAGUAUAUCGAGGAUGUUGUAUCUGAUGAAUCUUCAAAGCAUUGUACAGUGACUGCGAUGUGCUAGCAUGCUUUUGUGAAUAUCCUAGUCUCGAAAGAGUUUGACUCACUCUGCAAACUGCUGUCUCAAAUGUUUCCAGGAAUCAAGGCUGAUGGCAUUUUUGACCUUGAACUCAUAAAUUCAAGGAUGAAGAGUAGAGUAUAUGAAAAUUCUCCAUUUUUCUUCUCAAUGGAAAUGC
Messenger RNA from Rosa rugosa (rugosa rose), 1678 nucleotides. RefSeq lists its product as uncharacterized. The transcript has 10 exons. Bases 685 to 1506 code for a protein of 273 amino acids. NCBI's taxonomy places the organism in Eukaryota, Viridiplantae, Streptophyta, Magnoliopsida, Rosales, Rosaceae. The record is from RefSeq and is a predicted model, not a curated record.